CAAGUAACCGAUGCACUAGCAACACCAGUUGUAGGAGUACUUUCAGAUAAAAAAGGGAGCAGAAAGCUAUGGCACUUAGCAGGCAAGUUAAAACCCACUGUUAACCUUAGCAAUACUGGGAAUGCUGAGACAUUGGACGUGGGUACCGGGUUGGUGUUGAUUAGUUUUCCUCUAAUUUUCUCCCCGUGUCCAGGCUGUGAUAGAGAUACACCUACUUUGAUGGCUCUCUACUAUGCAGCUAUUAUAUCAGUGUUCCAAAUAGGUUGGGCAGUAGUACAAAUAUCUCACCUGGCUAUCAUACCAGAUCUCACUGAGGACCAGGAGAAAAGGGCUGGCCUCACAGCUAUUCGAUACACUGCAUCAGUGUGCUCUAGUGUAGCAGUAUAUGUUAUUACAUGGUGUGUGUUCCAUGUCACUAGAAAUAGCAUGUUUGAUUCAAUUGGACCUGAAGAUGCUUAUAAAUUCAGAAAUAUUGUCUUGAUCACAACAGCAAUUGGAUUAGCAGCAUCUGCUUACUUCCACUUUGGACUGAAAGCACAUAAUUUGAAACCUAAAGUUAACACACAAACAGCAGGGCUCGAUUCACUUAAGAAAAGUUCAAUAGCAAGUUACUUUAAAUCACCUUUAUUGUUCCAAGUUUCAUUUUUGCAUGUAGCCAGUCGUUUAUUUUUAACAAUUAGUCUUGUUUAUAUGCCCCUUUAUUUGAAUGAAACAUAUGGAGAAGAUUCAGAAAUUUUAGCUCUGGUACCCCUUGUUUCAUACAUAGCUUCCUUUGCUGCUUCACUCGGCAUAAAAUACAUCAAUAAUUCAUGGGGAAGCAAGACUACUUACUUCAUUGGGGCAGUGAUUAGUACUUUUGGUUGUGUGUGGAUUCGUUAUGGCACAGGUGGAGCACAUGGAAGAGGAAACGUUUACGGAGCCUCUAUACUCUUAGGAGGUGGAAGUUCUGUAACAAUGGUCACAAGCCUCUGCAUAACAGCAGAAUUGAUUGGAACACAUACACACAAUGGUGCUUUUGUGUAUAGUAUAGUAACAUUUGCAGAUAAGCUAUUUAAUGGCAUUGCUGUCAUGGUCAUUGAAGAUCUCAAAUGUUCCAGUCAGGAGUUGUGUCCACACUACUACAGAGAUGUUCUUGCUUACGUUUGUGGAGGGUCAGCAAUUUUGGGUGUUCUAGUCUUAGCGACAAUGACAUACCUGUCAGGGGCAACUAAAAUUUUGACUUCUCCCACAGAAAAUGACCCUGAAUCUAAAAAUCCAGAUGUAACAACUGCACUAACUCAUGAAGUAACAUAAUUAAUUCAAAAGAAAAUUAGUAAAACCAAUUCUUUUCUAUUGUUAUAAACUGUUCCUAAUAAAGUGUCUUUCUAAGUCUGUGUCUUAUUUUCUUAAAAUAUUCCUCUGAACUGAAAAUUAUUUUCUAUUUAAUUUUCAAUUAAUUCAUCUGCAAUUGCUGCUUAAGCUACUGAAGAACACACAAUGAAACCUAAAGUUGUUUAUUUAAUAUGCAUGUACCAUACAAUAGAGUAACUACACUUCGUACCUGUUCUGCCUCAAAAACAGGCAACAGUAUACGCAUAUUAUUUUCAUGUAUGAAAACACAUUUUCAUUAUACAUUUGGUUAUGAAAAUAUGAAAUACACAAAUAAUUCUACUAACUUACAAAUCAUCAAUCCAGUAGUUUAUUCUCAUACAACUCUCAUAAAUAAAGUAUUCGUACAAGUAAAACUAUGCCAUUUCACAGAAAAUUGAAUAACAUAGCAAUAUAUAUUACAAUAUGGUUCAUUGUUUUACUUUGUACGCUGUAUAUUAGAAUGUAAAACAUUACUUUCUAUUGUGUUUAGAAUAAUUGAAUGAGAUGAAAAAUGCAAGCGUAUAAACCAAAAGUUCGAAGUCUCACCCAACAGCAAACCUUUCACCCAGAGACCAUCAGACUGACAGUCAUGUUCCAAAUAUGAAAAUACCUGCUUAGAAGCUUGGCAUAAACAAAAUGUAGGAUACCUGAAUGAAAUUACGAAAAUACUGUUUCCAACAGUAACUCCCAUAGUAACAAACUCUCCUGAAGUAAAGAUAUAGUUAACUUUCCCAGGGUCCAUACAUUGGAGCAAAGAGGAAAACUUCAAAUUUAAUCAUGAUCUUGUAAUGAUUAUUUUUUAACACUGGCUUAAAUAUUGCAUACAACCUUUACUAAUAAUUAUACAGGAGAUCUCAACGGUUACUACAUUAACUUCCUACAUCCCACUGAUAACCUUCUUUACUACAUUAGGGAAGAAAAAAAAAAGAUUCCAAUACCAAAAAUGCUUCUGUCAUGGUGAUCAAGUAUCAUUAGGUAUAAUAAAUAAACAAAAUUGACAAGAGGACUGAAGGCACCACAACGCACAGCAGAUGCUAUAUGUAAUAAGUAAAUCCAAGUGUGCCUUCAGACAAAAUGCACAUUGAAAAGUCAAUAUUACUAAUCAAAAAUAAUUCAAUCAUAAAGCACUUUUAUAAACUACAAGUUCUUCCAUUUUUUUAUAAUUAUAUUUGGAAAAUGGUAUUUUUCAGAAGAAAAAAGCAGAUGUGACCAUUUUAGUUUAAUUAUAAAAACUGCUAUACACCCAACAAAACAAAAAGUAAAAAUAUCAUUGGUGAAUGAAAACUAUUAACUCCAUUUUAGCACUGAAUUAAUGUUAAAUGUUUUACCAAUAAACUGAAUAUUAACUAACAACAAUUGAAAACAAAAGAUAAAUGAUUUAUUAUUUUUCCCUUAAUAUGGAGAUGAAAUGCCGGUAUUAGUGCUUGCAGUCUAUAGGCCUACAUAUAUUUAACAGAUCAUUUUCAAAUGCACAUAUACAAUUUAAGAAAUACCUGGCACUUAGUAAAAAAAAAUAAAUAAAUAAAUAAAAACCAAACCAACUCAAAAGAAAGAACACAGCAAAAAUGUACUAAGAAUUCAUCCACAGUAAGUUCGCAUUCCUACAUUAACAAGAAUAGAUAAACAAAUAAGAUAUAAAUAAUUAGGCAACUUUCCUCCACAAUUGAUUUAUCCACUGCACCCUUCAAAUUGAUUUUCACAACAAUACAUUGGUGUACACUCCAAAGAAAAGCCAUAUCACAAAUUCAAUUUAAGGGAGGGAGUAAGACAGCUACUCUUUCACAGUAAAUAGAAGCAACGAUACAAACUUUGCCGGGUACUUCAGGUGAACUUUAAUUCCAAUCUAUAGUCUAAAUAAAUAAAACAAACAUUAAGGCACCAAAGGAAAUAUAGUUCCAGCCUUCUGACAUAAAUGUAAAUACAUCAAUUAUAACUCUUGAAUCCAAGAACCUAUGCUGCAUUUGCAAGGGCAAAGCAAUAAUAAAAUUCAACAACAGUAUCUUAUACAUUAUUAACAUUUCAUGCAGUGUAAAUGGAGCUAAUUAAAUUUAACAUAUACCAAUACUCCUCAGUUGCUGUGGAAAUAACAUGUAUUUAACUACCAAUUCAUCACUCAACUUGAGCAGAAUAUGACCUGUUUUGCAUUCAACAUUGCAGAAACUGGAUAGGAAAAUGUUCUUAAAAUAAAUACUACUAAUAAAAAACUUCACAUGCUGCAACAUAUUGAGAAAGUUCUUUUCAAUGAAUUAUCUCAGUUCUCAACAGAAGCUAUUAUUUCAAUAAAUAUUUACAUGCAAUAUGAAUCUUAGGAAGUACAGCAACUUAUAUUUUUUUUAUAUAUAUACAUAUACAUAUAAUACUUAAUAGUAUUCAAUAGUUCCAUUAUCAAAGUAAUUUCAAUAUAAAUGUGAGUUUCUUAAAUUUUGUAAUACAUUAAGGAUAGUAAUAAAUCAUAUAGGAUUGUUCUUACAGUAAAAAACAAUACAAAAAAUACAGUAUAAAUUUUCAAGCAAACUAAUAUCUUCAACAAGAUCUACAAACAAAUAACCACCUCAAGCACAAAAUUAAAAUUAUUCAAAACAUAAAUAUAAAUGGAAUUCCUAUAGAGUAUGGAAUAAAAUACUGCACAAUAUUUAGGUUUUACUUCAUUCGUUCAACAUCCAUCUUUCAAAUGAAUAAAGAAAAA
Molecule: messenger RNA, 4036 nt
Organism: Gryllus bimaculatus (two-spotted cricket)
Lineage: Eukaryota; Metazoa; Arthropoda; Insecta; Orthoptera; Gryllidae
Source: the annotation of a GenBank genome assembly